Messenger RNA from Sitodiplosis mosellana (orange wheat blossom midge), 1098 nucleotides. Its product is annotated as phospholipid scramblase 1-like. The transcript has 6 exons. Gene Ontology annotation, molecular function: phospholipid scramblase activity. The record is from RefSeq and is a predicted model, not a curated record. Gene Ontology annotation, cellular component: plasma membrane. Lineage: Eukaryota; Metazoa; Arthropoda; Insecta; Diptera; Cecidomyiidae. Bases 175 to 966 code for a protein of 263 amino acids. Gene Ontology annotation, biological process: plasma membrane phospholipid scrambling.
UACACAAUUGACAGCUUCUUCGAUAGAAUCUUGUUGAAAUGAACGAAAUCAUUUCGACACACAUUUGACAUUGACAUUGAACUAAAAACAAAUUUUUUCGUGAAUCGUUUGUUAUUCUUGCCUCUAAAUUAGGUCAAUUAUUUCUCAAUAUCAUUGCUCUACAGAUAGAAUACAAUGGAAGAAAAUCCAAAUACACGAACAUUAUUGAACAAGAAUGCUGAAGAGCCUCCAUCACCCCCAUCUUCAUAUGAUAUUGUAGUUGGUGCUCAACCAAGUGGACAACAUUUACCAAGUGCUAUCUGUACUCAGCCCCAUUUCGGGAAUUCUAAUGGUGCGAUGAACGUUCCUCGUCAAAUACCAAACUGUCCACGAGGCUUGGAAUACUUAACUACAGUUGAUCAACUAUUGAUAAAACAACAAGUGGAGCUGGGAUUGGACAAUAGAUUCGUGAUAAAAAAUGCAAUGGGUCAAAAUAUUUACCAUGCCGAUGAGGAUGCUGACUGUUGUGCGCAUUUAUGGUGCGGUUCUGAUCGGUCGUUCGACAUGAUUAUAACGGAUAAUUAUGAUAAUCGAGUGAUGCAAUUCUUUCGUCCCACUGCAAUUGGUUUUUCAGAUUCGAUUGAAGUAUCGGCACCGAUCGGACAGGUCAUCGGUCGAAUUGUAAAACAGUUUGAUCUAGUAUUCCCAACAUUCAAAGUCAAAAACCAAUACAAUGAAACGGUUUUGUACAUUGAAGGACCCGCGAUUACAACUGGUUUCUUCGGAGAUGUUGAAUUCAAGGUUGUGAAACCAGACGGUGUUCAAGUUGGAAAAAUAUGCAAGCAAUGGUCAGGGCUUGCACGCGAAUUUUUUACCUAUGCAGACUAUUUCGGAAUCAAUUUCCCAAUCGAUUUAGACGUUCGAAUCAAAGCAGUCUUACUUGGAGCGUGCCUUUUAAUCAAUUCGAUUUACUACGAGCGUCGUUGAUAUAGGCAAAAGGUAGUCAAACGAAUAAUCGAUUCUCACCCAGGUUUUAAUGGCAAUCAACUAAUACAAUUCAAUGAAGCCUCUUCUGUUUUCAGAGAUUUUCAAAGCACUUAAAUUUUUUUGAUUUUGAAU